GUUACUUGAUUUGAUUUGAUUUAAAAAAAAAACAAAAAAUCAAAAAAUAUACUGCAAAUGCAAAAAGUAAACAGUUUUUAUAUCACAAAAAGAAACAUUUUUAAAAUAUUCACAAUGGAAGUAGUGUCAGUCGAUGAAAUAAAAGAUAUUAUAUCCUCCAUAAGCAAUGAAACUCAAAAACAUAAUAUAAAUCCUUUCACAGAAGAAGCUUUAUUUAAAUUUGACUUAUAUAAAAAUAUUAAUACAAGGACUCUUCAUUCACAAUCAACGAGUUUAGAAUAUUUAAAAAACCUUAAUGAUGGGAUAACAGCGGAUGUCGAUAGAAUUAAGGACACUUCAAGGAAUAAUAAAAGUUAUGUUGCAAAGUCACAAACAAAUGCAGAUGACCUUAACAAUAGAAUGAAUGAAUUGCAAAUGAAGUGCACAGAUGUCAAAAAAGAAAUAAAUGCUCUUGAACAUAAAAUAUCUCACAUGGAAGCAAAAGAAAAGCAUUUUCAGAAGAAAAGGGAUGAGAUCUUGGUCUUUAAACUGCUUACCAAUACACAUUUUAGUUAUGAUACGAAAAAGGUUAGGGGCUAUGUUACUGGAAAGACAUCUGAUUCUUCCAAAACUUUUGAUUUUAAUCCCCAGCAAAUGGACAACAAAAAAAUUACAGAUAAUUUAUACAACGCACUCAAAGCUUGCUGCAACACUCGGAGUCCCGGAGGAAAAGAAGACAAAGAGAACGAAAAACAAUAACUGUAGGUACUUACAUUAUGAUUAAUAUAUAGCGAGGGGCAAAAUUAUGGAAUAAAUUCGUUUUUUCGAGAACGAGAGAUUUUGGAGAGAAAUCCCUAAACAGGUCGAUUUUUAUUUUUAAAUUAUGAUUUUUUGGCUUAUAUGUCAUACCAGAGACGUCAUCCAUCUGGGCGUGGUGACUUCUUCUUCUUCUACGGCACUACAACCCAAAUUGAGCCUUGGCCUCGUUUAUUUCUUGGGCGUGAUGACGUAAUCGGUAAUUUUUAAAAUGAGAAUAGGGGUCGUGUGAUAGUUUAUUUGAAAGGUUAUUCAAUUCUCUUUACCAUAAUUAUUUAUACAGGGUGGCCAAAAAAAUUAUUUUUGAAUUAAAUUAAUUAAUACAAAAAGAAGAAUGUAUGUAAUUUAUUUAAUUCAAAAUAUAUUUUACUGCGGUCAGAAAACAGAAAAAAAUUAUAUGACAAAUAAACAUUGCUUUUCGCUUAAAUUAGAUGUUUAAACUGCCAAGAGCCAGGUGGGUGGCAGCUUUAACAUUGAAUUUAAGCGAAAAGCAAUGUUUAUUUUACAAAUAAACAUUUUUUUUUCUAUUUUCUGACAGCAGUAAAAUGUAUUUUGAAUUAAACAAAUUACAUACAUUCUUCUUUUUGUGUGAAUUAAUUUAAUUAAAAAAUUUUGGCCACCCUGUAUAAAUAAUUAUGGUAAUGUUUAUAUUAUUGAAAACAGAAUUGAAUAACCUUUCAAAUGAACUAUCACACGACCCCUAUUCUCAAUUUAAAAAAUCAUAAUUUACAAAUAAAAACCGACCUGUUUCAGGAUUUUUCUCCAAAAUCUCCCAUUCUCCAAAAAAAAUGAAUUUAUUCCAUAGUUUUACCCCUCUCUGUAUUUAGAAUACUAUAUGUGAUUAUUGUACGAUAUAUAUAUAUCAUUUUCCAAAACUAAGUAUUUAUACGUUAAGAGAUCUUUGAUCUAUUUUUUUAGUUAAUAAUAAAAUUUCAAUUUGAAUUAGAAA
Messenger RNA from Diabrotica virgifera virgifera (western corn rootworm), 1744 nucleotides. RefSeq lists its product as uncharacterized. Bases 58 to 738 code for a protein of 226 amino acids. The record is from RefSeq and is a predicted model, not a curated record. The transcript is spliced from 4 exons. Lineage: Eukaryota; Metazoa; Arthropoda; Insecta; Coleoptera; Chrysomelidae.